This is a messenger RNA of Rhizoctonia solani, 645 nucleotides long. RefSeq lists its product as uncharacterized. The record is from RefSeq and is a predicted model, not a curated record. Lineage: Eukaryota; Fungi; Basidiomycota; Agaricomycetes; Cantharellales; Ceratobasidiaceae. Bases 1 to 645 code for a protein of 214 amino acids. The transcript has 3 exons.
AUGCACGGAACUGUCAAAGCUCUAAUUAUAGCCGCCGUUGCCUCCCAGGCAAGCGCCAACCCAGUUAAGCUGUUUGAGCGCCAAGAACCCAGCAGCUCAGCCUCCAUAUCAUCUGUUUCCAGCAGUUCGUCAAGUAGCUUUUUGACUUCAGUCGCUACAGCGACUGCUACUGCUACAGGGUCUUCUCCCGCUCCUGAACCUACUCUUCCUACGUUCCCUUUUCCAGGUUCUAAUGGGACGUACUACAUUUGCUCUUUCCCGUCGUCUAACAGUACCACGAACUCGACUGAAUCAGCGACAAGUACAUCGAGCCUCUCGAUCAAAACUGUACCCGUGACCUCUAUCGCAACAGCGACAAGCUUGAGCAGUACCCCAAUCUCUGGAACUACCACGAUUUCCACUCUGUCUAGUUACAUUCCAGUUCCUACACCUACCGAGUUCACGGUAGUAGGGCUGAGUACAACAGCCAUCAUUGAAUGCAUUGCCGUCCCUACGGGUGUGCGCCCCCAUCCACCACCCCCUGCUAAUGUUUCGUCGGCCCCCUCGGUUCCAUUCCCAACUUCUACCCCUGGAACUGUAACUUCUGCCCCCGGAACUGUAACUUCGGGCACGCUCAUUCCCUCGUCAACCUCUACUUUGAUUUAA